Messenger RNA from Physella acuta, 2070 nucleotides. RefSeq names its product cytokine receptor-like factor 3. Gene Ontology annotation, molecular function: protein binding. The record is from RefSeq and is a predicted model, not a curated record. NCBI's taxonomy places the organism in Eukaryota, Metazoa, Mollusca, Gastropoda, Physidae.
CUCACCAAUCGAGUUUGUAAUAGAAAUACUUUGUCUGGAGUCUAGUGGACCCUCUCUAGAUCGAGUCUAGAUUAGAUUCUAGAUCUAGAUCUCAGUAUUUCAUGUUAUUGUUGAAGAAUUUUUAGAAUAGUCAUCAUGGCCGUUAGACCUACUGAGUUAUAAAAUAAAUGUGCACCAAUAUUAUUUCAUUAAACUGAAAACGAGUAUCGGUGGUCUUUCAUUCUAAGUUUCUUAGGAAGUCACCAUCUCGGUUAUCAAUCAAGUGUUUGUAAUAUAUUUUAGACUUUAAUUUUAAACAUGGCAGCUGAAAUGGUUCAAAGUGUCAUUGAAAUAAUGGACUCUGCUCACAAUUAUCGUUAUGAACUUGCAGAAGUUCUGGACGGUAUCAAAAGUUUACAGUAUCAGAUUAAUUGGAGCAGUGAUUCAUCAAAGAAAGCAGUUGAAACACACUUUACCUUGUUGAAAAGUUCCCUUAUAACAGCUCUAGAUAAACGGUUAGAUCAGCUAAAUAAUGAAAUUGAAACCAUUAGGGAAUCUGCAUUAAAACCACUGGAUGAAUGUAAAACAUUAGUUGAUGAAAGUUUGAAAUUGGCAGCUCAAGUGAUGGAUGAAGGUGCAUCUAUUCUAAGCAUUGAUCCAGAAAACAAUGUGGACAAGAUUCUUAAGUUUAAAGAAAAUCCAAUAACAAAAUCAUUGUCCAGUGUUCCAGCUAUACCUAGCCUGGCAGAAGUAGCAUGUGUGAAUGUCAGUCUGUCUCCAGAUUUCCAGAAACAAAUGGAGGCAGUUAUUAGCUUGGAAGGAAAAGUAAUGGCACGAGCACCUGUUCAGAUCAUAGAUGCCAUAGAAAAACCUGGAAGUCUUUUAUUGCAGUGGGCAGAUGAGGCUGAUGAGGAUGUUGAAAUUAAUGAAUUUUGGCUGCAAUAUGCUAUGGGCAGCUACAAAGAUACCAAUGAACCAAAUGCAGUUUUCCAUACAGCUUAUACUGGUAGCUCAACUAGUCACCUUGUCAAGCACCUGCGCACACAAACACCAUACACAUUUAGAGUGUGUGGUAGAGGGGAAGCCAGUACACCUUGGUCAGCAUGGAGUGUGCCUAAAAUAGCUGCCACAACUAUACUCCACUAUCAAUGGGGACCUUCUGAAAACCCAGCAUAUGCUCUAAGUAACGAGAAUAAGACAGCCACUCGCACAUCUAAAGGAUUGACUCAUGUCUUGUAUUCCAACACUGCUAGUUUCAUUCCUGGUAACAUUCUAACCAUCAAGGUGUUGGACGGAGCAGACAAGUCCCCAGGGGAUGGGCUGUGUAUUUGUCUCAAAAACACUGAUAAUGAUCAUUUUGGGCAGGAUGGGGUAGUUUAUGUCAAUUUAUAUGGUUCCAUAUUUGUAGAUGGACAAGAGAAAACAAUGAAACUCCCUGAAAUAAAGAAAGGGUCAGUAGUAUCUUUCCAGGCAGAAGAGCUAUCCAAUGGCAAGGUUAGGGUCAGUAUACAGACUGAGGAUAAAGAGGUGACCUUUGACUGGAAGGUUUUAACCAGCAGUUCAUCUCUGGGCUUAUUGUCUGCCCCUGGAGAUGCUUCUAAUUCCCACAUAGCUUUUUACUUUGGUAUUAAAUUUAGUCAGGAAGAUUGGAAGAUAGCUGUUGAUUGAUUUUAUUUUUACUUAAUUUAAUUUUUAAACAUGCAUUUAUGCUAACUAACAACUUUGACAGUUGUGAAAUUAUUGAUAUUAAUUGUCUCCAAAUGGUUUCAAAUACAGGUUAUAAUUUACUUUGUUUGCAUGGUUGAAUGAAUAAGAUUUAAGAAUUGGAAAUCAAUCCAAGGGAGAUAAUUUUUUUUUAAUAUGUCUGUGUUCCAGUGCCUAUCUAACUACAUUUCCUUUGUUAAUUGUAAAAAAAUUUUACCUGUCAUUGAAAUGAAGUGGUUUUUUUCCACCUGAGUAAUUUCAAGUUUAAAAUUUAAUUGUCUGAUUUUAACUGGUGAUUGUUAUUUUAACAAUUUUCAUUAAAAGUUGUUUUAGAUGAUUAACCCAGCAUUAUUUACAUGUAAUUCUUUUAAUAAAAGAAAAAGCUUC